This is a messenger RNA of Gorilla gorilla gorilla (western lowland gorilla), 1440 nucleotides long. Its product is annotated as regulator of nonsense transcripts 3A-like. The record is from RefSeq and is a predicted model, not a curated record. NCBI's taxonomy places the organism in Eukaryota, Metazoa, Chordata, Mammalia, Primates, Hominidae. Gene Ontology annotation, molecular function: telomeric repeat DNA binding. Gene Ontology annotation, biological process: nuclear-transcribed mRNA catabolic process, nonsense-mediated decay; positive regulation of translation. Gene Ontology annotation, cellular component: nucleolus; cytoplasm.
AUGCCCAUGCAGCCUGCUUUCACCACUACCAGUGCCCAUGCAUGCUACCAAGGGAUCCAAGGUCCGGCCCCCAGCUGCUACUGUCAUCUCCAGUGCCACAAGUGUCACCAAGAUCCUUUGGCCUGGCCUGCUAUUGCCACCUCUGAUCCCAGCACACACCACCUGGAGGCCCAAGGGCCAGCCCACUCAGCUGCUUGUCCACGCUCCGCCCCGGUGGGAACGGCCGCGCGCUCCCCGCAGGUGGUCAUCCGCCGCCUGCCUCCGGGCCUCACCAAGGAACAGCUGGAGGAGCAGCUGCGCCCACUGCCAGCACACGACUACUUCGAGUUCCUCGCCGCCGACCUGAGUCUUUAUCCUCAUCUCUACUCAAGAGCAUACAUUAAUUUUAGGAAUCCUGAUGACAUCCUUCUUUUUAGAGAUCGUUUUGAUGGAUAUAUCUUCCUUGACAGCAAAGAUCCAGAAUAUAAGAAGUUUUUAGAAACCUACUGUGUGGAGGAAGAGAAGACCAGUGCCAACCCUGAGACUCUGCUGGGGGAGAUGGAGGCGAAGACAAGAGAGCUCAUUGCUAGAAGAACCACACCUCUUUUGGAAUAUAUUAAAAAUAGAAAAUUAGAAAAGCAGAGAAUUCGAGAAGAGAAGCGAGAAGAACGGAGAAGGAGAGAGUUAGAAAAGAAACGUUUGCGGGAAGAGGAAAAAAGAAGAGAAGAAGAAAGAUGCAAAAAAAAAGAGACAGAUAAACAGAAGAAAAUUGCAGAGAAAGAAGUAAGGAUUAAGCUUCUUAAGAAACCAGAAAAGGGAGAGGAACCAACCACAGAGAAACCAAAAGAAAGAGAAGAGGAGAUUGAUACUGGAGGUGGCAAGCAGGAAUCCUGUGCCCCCGGUGCAGUCGUAAAAGCCAGGCCCGUGGAAGGCUCGCUGGAGGAGCCCCAGAAGACGUCACACAGCGGCAGUGAUAAAGAGCACAGGGAUGUGGAGAGAUCUCAAGAACAAGAAUCUGAAGCACAAAGACACCAUGUGGAUGACGGCAGGAGGCACAGAGCUCACCACGAGCCUGACCGGCUUUCCAGAAGGAGUGAGGAUGAGCAGAGACGGGGGAAAGGACCUGGCCAAGACAGAGGGAAGAAGGGGAGCCAGGACAGCGGGGCUCCGGGGGAGGCCAUGGAGAGACGGGGAAGAGCGCAGAGGUGUGACGACAGUCCAGCACCCAGAAAAGAGCGACUGGCAAACAAGGACCGGCCAGCCUUGCAGCUGUAUGAUCCAGGAGCUCGCUUCCGAGCGCGAGAGUGUGGCGGAAACAGGAGGAUCUGCAAGGCAGAAGGUUCGGGGACUGGUCCUGAGAAGAGGGAAGAGGCAGAGUGAGUCACUGCACGCACCUGGCCUCCAUGGACGAGCGAGGGCAUCCCAGAAACGUGUAAAUGACCCUGAGUGUGACUGGGAAGG